Messenger RNA from Poeciliopsis prolifica (blackstripe livebearer), 3141 nucleotides. RefSeq names its product RUN domain-containing protein 3A-like. The transcript has 11 exons. The record is from RefSeq and is a predicted model, not a curated record. Lineage: Eukaryota; Metazoa; Chordata; Actinopteri; Cyprinodontiformes; Poeciliidae. Gene Ontology annotation, cellular component: cytosol. The coding region runs from base 454 to 1746 and encodes 430 amino acids.
UCAUAUAAAUACAAUAAAAUUUCCAGUAUAAAUUUUAGCUACCAAGUUUGUUUUUACAGUGUAGUAUUGUGAAAUUUGUCAUUGUGUUAAAUAUCCUCUAUGUAACGUUAUCUGAUGAAAUGACUGAAAUAUAUAAUAUAAUCUAUUGAAAUAACCCUGGCACACUGGAGCUCAUACGUCAUGCCCCUCUGUAUCACUGAGGAUGACGCACGCCGCCGCUUACGUCACGAUGAAGUCACCAUUUAGGGGGAGAAAUCGCGAGAAGACGCUGUUGAGUCCUCUAAACGCAGGGAUCAUAAUAAAGCCGGUCCUCUGAUGAGUUCCGGGUCUUUUUCCCGCUGCGCUCGCGCUGCGGACGGGAUGAUGCGGCCCGGCAGCAUCAGCAUCCUCCGCCGGCAGUGACCGACAGGGAGGGCUCCCUCCAUCCAUCCAUCCCGGGGCUGUUUCCUCCGCAUGGAGCCCGGAUAUGUGCAGGCAGCGAUGGCGAUGGGAGAAGUGUCGAAGAGGGUGUCGGCUCGAAACGUGGCGGUGGAGAGGAAGAACCUCCUGACGGUCUGCAGGUUUUCCGUUAAGACUCUGCUGGAGAAAUACACAGCCGAGCCCAUCGACGAUUCAUCCGAAGAGUUCAUCAAUUUUGCAGCAGUCCUUGAACACAUCCUCAGCCACCGUUUUAAAGGCUCCAGUAGCUGGUUUGACGGUCAGAGGAGUUAUUGGGACUACAUCCGCCUGGCGUGUGCUAAAGUCCCCAACAGCUGCAUCAGCAGCAUUGAAAGCAUGGAAAACAUCAACACAUCUCGAGCGAAAGGUCGAGCCUGGAUGAGGGUCGCCCUCAUGGAGAAAAGGCUGUCUGAGUACAUCGCCACUGCUCUGCGGGACAGCAGGACAACCAGGAGGUUUUACUCAGAAGGAGCCAUAUUGCUGAGAGAAGAAGCCUCAGUGCUAACGGGGAUGCUCAUUGGUGUGGGAGCCAUAGAUUUUAGUUUCUGCCUGAAAGGAGAGGCCCUGGACGGGAAAACCCCGGCGGUGGUCGACUACACUCCAUACUUGAAAUUCACACAGAGCUAUGAAUACUUGAGUGAUGAUGAUCGGCGGAGUGUGGACAGCAGCGCCAGCGACGACAGCGUCCCCGAGCAUCCGUACGUCCCGCUGGUCACCGACGACGAGACCUGGAGCACAAAGUGUCGCAAAAUGGAGCAGAGGUUCAAGAUCGUCAACGCCCAGAAGGGGUACCUGGAGGAGCUCGUGCGUCUGCGUGAAUCUCAGCUGAAGAACACGGAGACGGAGAACAAGAAGCUGAAAUCUCAGCUGGAGGAAAUUCAGAGCCAAAGCCAACUGGAGAAGAAGGAGCUGGAGGCUGUUAUCCUGGAGCUGCAGGAGCAACUGACCAGCCUGAUUCCAUGCGACUCCAACCACCUGGCCAAAGAUCUGCCGAUCCCGCUCAUCAACCAGUGGCCGACCCUUGACCCCUACGACAUCCAAGAGGACAGGAAGCUUUUUCGCAGGAGGAGUUUCCCGAGCACGGAGCUGCUGUCAGUGGAGGUCAGCCUGGACUCCGACUCCCAGAGGAUCGAGGGCAAACAGAACGGAGGAACCUGGAGCACAGGAAAGGACUACACCCCCUCCAUGAUGGGCCUGUGUGGGUCUUUGGCUUCUCUUCCAAGCACCAAAUCUCUGGCUAGCUUCAAAUCAAGUGAAUGUCUGGUCAACAUCAGCACAGAGAACAGCCCUGCUCUGUCUCCCAGCUAGGGGGCGCCAAAGACGCACUGGAAAAACAGACAACUCAACUGUUAAACAAAGUGACUGCUCCUCACUGCGGUGGCCUGUUAGGGCCUCUAUAGAUACAAAAGGAGAGUACAUUUCUGCAAAAAAAAAAACUAAUAUGUUGACAUGAAUCUGAAAAAAAACAAAAAAUAGUCUAAGUUCCAAAAGUAAAAUAUUUGCAAGAAUUUGUUUUUUUUUAUAAUUUUGAGAUUAAUCUUACAAAGUUUCCAGAAGAAUCUUUCAAGUUUCUGAGUUUGAAAAGUCUAAAGUUUGCAAGAAAACAAAGAGAAAUUCUGAGAUUAAUGUCAGAAAUAUUGUGGAUAAAACAAAGAGAUUUCUUGGCUCCAAAAGUUUAAAAUUUGUGAGAGAAAAAACUCGGACAUUUUGAGAUUCAUCUUAGAAAUGUUCUAGAACACAGAAAUAGUCCAAAUUUUACAAGAAAUAAAAAUACCUCAGAAAUUUUGAGACUAAUCUCAGACAUUUUGUUCAAAAGAUCAAAUAAAUUUCUGAGCUGCAAAACUAAACAAAAAAAUCAGAUUAAUUUCAGAUAAAUAUCAGAAAUCUUGCAGAAAAAAUUUGGAAUUUUCUGAUUUUAAAAGUUUAAAAUUCACCCAAAAAUCUCAGUUAUUUUGAGAUCAAUGUCAGAAAUUUUAUUAAAAAACCAUGAAAUUUUUUUUAAAUUCUCCGAUUAAUCUCUAAAUUUGUGACUAUUUUUUUCUCACAAACCUCCAAAAGUUUUUUGGAGCUCACAUUUUCUGGAAAAUUUCAGCGAUUGAUCUCAAACUUCUUGAGUUUUUUGUCAGAAAUCUACUCCUUUCUUUCUGGCCGUGGCGCGCCGUCGUACCUCACUGAUGUGCGCCUUCACCUGACCCUUGACCUUUACGCUCUGAGCCCGUCUCUCUCUCUCUCUCUCUCCUGAAUCAAACUUGAGUGAAGGAGGAUCCUGCAUGUCCUGAACUUUUCCAACAUGGAUGCAGAAAUAGCUGCUGUACUGCCUCCGUCUUCAUCUCCACUGCAUUUCAGAGCCGGUUUACGCUUCACGCAGAUAAAGUCCCACAUCACCGUCCGUCAUCACCGUGCAUCCUCGUGCGUUGAGUCCGCCGUGUCUUUGUCAGUCCGUCUGUGUUUUCUCUCUGUUGCCUAACAGGCAGACUGGCUUAACUGUUGUAACAUUUUAGGAUAUAAAAGCAGCAUUUUACCAUAGUUAAGUACAAUAUUAUCAGCGCUGAGGCUUUUUACAGUGAGCCAAGUGAUCAAUGGUGAAGAUUAUUUAAAAUGUAACAGAGAAAGUAUGUAAUAAUCCAAUUAGAUGCUGAUUUUAGGGUUUACCUCGGUAAACCUGUUGCAUAAAAAGACAAAAUGCUUUGGGACUAUGCAGGA